Messenger RNA from Procambarus clarkii (red swamp crayfish), 4423 nucleotides. The record is from RefSeq and is a predicted model, not a curated record. Lineage: Eukaryota; Metazoa; Arthropoda; Malacostraca; Decapoda; Cambaridae.
GGCAGUGUUAUCAACACCGGGAGAGAGGCAGUGUUGGCUUUCCCCGUGGCAAGAGCAAGCCUUGAGGGACUGCCAAUAAUUAUAGAAAAUAAUGAUGAUGAUGAUUAGGAUAAAGAAGAAGCAGAAACAAUAGUGUCUGCACGUGGCUAUAUCAGCCACACAGCCAAGGAUCCGCUCCCACAUCCUGAGGGAGGUGACACAUGACCUGCAGGGACGUCCUGCAGUCCUGGUGCAGCCUGCGGGGGCAGAGGACGUCGUCGGAGCCGGGUCCCGUGCACUUGAUCAUCCAGGGAGGACCCCAGCCAGACCAGGAUGGUGGACCAGUGGACGGUGUUGUGGUGGUGCCUGAUGGUGAUCACUGCAGACGCGGGCCUCGCCAGCGGUGUGGAGGAGUGCUUCUUGUACCCCGUGAAGAAGGGGGAGCAGAGCCCCAGCGUCCCCCUCCAGGACAGUGGCGACACCAUCAUCACCAUCAACAACAUCUACGACAACAACACCAUCACCACCAUCACUACUGACGAUGGUGUCUGUGUGGCGCGGGUCCUUCAUAACAGCACUCAUCAACCGAGGAAAGAUGGCUGCCCUGUCCUCGACGCCAGCGCUGUCGACACCAGCACCGGGACGUGGCAUGAGUUGGUGACGGUGGUAGUGCAUCGGGGAGGAGGGAGGACCAGCGUGUACCUGGGGGACUCCGGGGACGAGGAGCAGCUGGUCAAGGUCCACCUCGGAGACGCCAGCACCGUUCAUGUUGUGUCCCAGGAGUUCGUCAACGUUGCUUACGGCUGUUGCCACGGAUGUUUCCAGUUCCAGAAGGCCACCAUUCACAAGAGCUUCAGAGACGGACGUCCUGGAUCUUUACUCUUCUACGGACGACUUACGGGCUCGGGACCACCCAAGAGGACCAUAUUUGAUUUAAGAGUCGCUGGUUGGACCGAAAGGAAAGAUUUCUUCCCAGAGAACAGUACUAUGAACAACACUCACUGGUUCGCGUUCCGAGCGCUGCCAGAGUACACCGAAGGCAAGAAGGGUAAUUACGGACAAUCCCUUACACUCCGGUACGAGACUGCCGCCUCCAGCUGCAGCCCGGAGGACCCAGGCUGCAAUACAGGACAUAAUGUAAUGUAUGCAGGAGCAGUUGAUUCCAGGGAUUUGUACCUGUCUUUCAGUGCGACGGAGAACGUGCGGUGGGCCGUGUUCUGCCGGCCUCGGGCCACUAGCCAGGUGCCAGGAUAUAAUAUUAGUGUCUACUUGGCAGAAGAGGUGGUGUUGUGGCGUGUAAUGUCGAGUGCGCUGGUGCUGGCAGUGGUGUGCGUGCUGCUGUUCCUGGUCACCGUCUUCCUCAACAUUAUUAUUGUACGUCGACAACCACCACCAUCUCGCCCCUCUCACUCCCACACCGCCCCCCUCGCCUCAACCUAUCUAUCAAAUAACGACCCUUCGAAACACAUUUACGAAUACCUAGAACUUGAUCCUCUCUAAGAUGACUGUCAACAAGCCGGAAGACUUCCCAGGACCGUCACCGUCGCUCCCACAGACGAGGCGGGGAUGUUCCCUCGCGGAGGCUCGCCACAGACGACACCUGAAGGACAGGGGCCAGCGUCGCCUCCCAGCACGCAUGACACGCCAUCUGGGUCGGCGAGAGUAUCUCUGAAAGGUUUAGUGGCCCGGGCCAUUUAGUAUAUCAUUUGUGUGACGUUGUGGCAACUGGAGAGGACGAGAUGGUCUCACCAGUGGGCCUCGUAGCGAAGCCUGGUGAAGGGUAGGGAUUCCGGUAGGUGAGUGAUCCUCUGGAGCCGGCGACGCACGAGGCGACCCGACGUAUAAAUUUCAGGCGCUAAACCCAACCCGUCCUCUCGAGGCCUCGCAACGUCACUAAACUGAUGUACUAAAUUGCCCGAACCUAACCUAACCAAGGAUCCACAAUUAGAACACGUGAUAUUACGUCAACUUUGUGAGUCGCUAGGAUUUUUAGCACAUUUGUUUUAUGCUUCAGGGGAUUUGUGUCAAAAUGCAAGAUACUCUUCGAGAGGACAACACCGACUGAGCAUGUCGUGAGAGGACGGGCGGGGGCGACUACUCAUACAAUAAGUGAAUCCUUUUACGAAAUGUAGGCAUUAUAGAGUGCCAUCUGGGACUCCAUCAUGUCCCCCAAGCCUCAUCGGAGAGGCGCUUCAUUAUAUCUACGCGGCGGAACUCCGGAGAUAUUCUUCGUGUGUUAAUGCUAGACGUGGAGCAUGGGGUUCGACCCCGAGCACCUGUGUGCCGUGACUACCGGUAGACCAUGGUCCAGUAUUCUCAGCACCGGCUGUGUCGGUAAUCGGGUUCUGGUAAAUUAUACACAUGGCGAUAAUACUGCCAUAGGCCCUUGUAGUGGCUAUACUGCACCUAUUGGAGGGUGGAACCCUCUCCAGCGAGGCUCGUUUAAUUGGAGUACGUAUUAACCUGGACACCAGGGGAACUAAUAUAUCAGAGGAUAAUUUUGAAUAACAGCUGUUGCACCCUACUGAACAGCCCCCCGAGUGAUCAACUGAUCAGCGAACAGCUGGUUGUGGAGACCUUGCCUCCCACCGCCACCAGGAAAACAAUUCUAAUUUAUAUCUACCAGAAAAAUUUAGCUCCGGAGCCAUAAUCCAGCCCGCUGGUGAUAAUGCCAUAAGAGAAGUUUAACUGACGUGACUGGCAGGCUUAGUUAAUAGGUCAAUAGUGGUUCUUCCUCAACUGUGAAAUGCCGCUUGCGAUAGGGAAUAUACCUUUGAAUUUCUAAAGAGCAACAUAUUCACACAAUAGUGAUAGAGCUUACUCAUGCAUCAAAUGUGUGAAAAUUGGAUUUAUGUGUAUUUCAAAAUCGAGCAGUAAAAUAUUUAAUUGCUAAAAGGAAUAGCAAGAUAAAAUGCGUAAUAAAAGUAUGCUUGCCAAGUAGUGUAGUGUGAAGCGGUAUUAGUUUGUAAUGUAUGCUUCAACUAAGUCAACUCUGAUAACAACAUCGGGUGAGGGACACAGAACUAAAAACACUACAAACUGUUUGAUCGAAACAUUUAAAAUGCUGAACAAUUUGGAAGAUUUUAAUCUAGACAACUUCUUGAAAAGGUUCAAUGUAAUUGAUACAGGGGGCAAUAGCUUCAUGCUCAACAAGCCACAACGUAGGACACACAACAGGACAUAAAUUCUUUAAUCAAGGUUAAUGGAAUCGCGAAUCACUAUACCUUCUGACUCUGCAACUCCAACAGCACCUCGUGCAAAACAUACUUCAGAAGCCCUUGAUCCUGCAGCACCGUCUACAGGGCUUCCUACUAGUGGAAUUGUUCCUGCUGCAACUCGCGAUCCUGCAAUACAACCUCAAACACCGGCUCUUGCAACAACAACUAUAGAAUCCACUGAUUCUUCAACAUCGACUUGAGCACCUCCAGGCACUGAAUCAGCUGCCGCUGCAGCACCUGAGCAGUCUGCCUGAGACGAACCCUCUACAUCAUCUGGAGAAGAAACAUCAGAGAAUGUCACUGAUGUCUCCACACAUCCACCAUCUCGAUAUUUCAAGAUCAAGAAACCACAUCUCUAGACGAAGACACUCAAGAACUAGACAUUGAAGCCCAAGAAUAUUACAAAAGCAUGGAAUCUCCAGUAAGCAGACGAGACUAAGAAUAUCGAAGAAGCAAAGAAGAGGAUCCUUCUCUGAAGAUGAUCAUUCCAACUGAAACAAUCUGUAAAUCAUGUGAUCUUGACAGUCUUACUACCUUCAUGAGAGUCCCAUCUCCCAGACUUAAGCCCUUCAUGAGAGUCCCAUCUCCUAGAGACUUACGAUCUUCACAUUUAGAUUCACACUCAUAGAAGCUCUUGGCGUAUUUCUUGCUUUAUUUCUCUCUAGCAUAUAAAUACACGAUAUAUUCCUGUGUGAAAUAUGUAUAUAACAAUAUGUUAUAACCUGUCCUCAGAUCAUAUCAGUAGUACAAUAUUGGACUUAUAAUGUAGGUCAACUUUGGCACUUAACUAUGAAUGUUCAAAUCUUUGUUCAGAGUUUAUGCAUAUAUUUGUUUACCUUCUUUUCGGGGCAAAUUCUCCCUGUGAAGUAUGGGUAAGUUAGGUAAGGCUAGAUUAAGUUAGGUUAGUUUUACAUUUAUUAAAAUGUUAGGAGAAGGUUUUAAGUAACUAUGAAAAAAAUAUAGUGAUGCCCUUGAUUUAUUCAUAUAACUAAUAAAUGAUCUCGGUCUGGUAUAAUAAUUAUCUCUAAGAAACCAUUAGUAACAUCGCCGGACCCCGACCUGGCUUACCCGGCAGCCGAUGUCUGUGUCUCUGGCGCUGUCGACGGGGAACUCUGGUAUUUUAUUAAGUGUAAUGUGUAGUCCAAAUAUAAAUAAUAAUGUCGAGUAGAGUCGUCACGACAAGCUCCUCCAUUGUAUAUUUCUUAUAAAUAAACAUAUGACAUUUC